Molossus molossus (Pallas's mastiff bat) is the source of this 3021-nucleotide messenger RNA. RefSeq names its product zinc finger protein 84 (gene ZNF84). The transcript has 4 exons. NCBI's taxonomy places the organism in Eukaryota, Metazoa, Chordata, Mammalia, Chiroptera, Molossidae. The record is from RefSeq and is a predicted model, not a curated record. Gene Ontology annotation, biological process: regulation of transcription by RNA polymerase II. The coding region runs from base 96 to 2372 and encodes 758 amino acids. Gene Ontology annotation, molecular function: DNA-binding transcription factor activity, RNA polymerase II-specific; RNA polymerase II transcription regulatory region sequence-specific DNA binding. Gene Ontology annotation, cellular component: nucleus.
CAGGACCUCACACACCGCGUUCUGGGGCACAAGCAGAAGAAAUACGGGAUAGAAAGAUCUCAGACCUGCUGAUCAUUUCAUGCAGGGAACAGAAAAUGACCCUGUUACAGGAGUCCGUCUCAUUUGAGGAUUUAUUUGUGGACUUCACCCAAAAGGAAUGGCAACUGCUGGAUUCCUGUCAGAAGGACAUAUACAAGGAUGUCAUGUUGGAGAACUAUAGCAGCCUAGUGGCACUGGGCCCUAAAGCCCAAGCAUUCAGGGCCAAAGCCUUUGUGAUUUCCCUCAAAUCAGGGUAUGAAUUUAUGAAACCUGAUGUCAUCUUCAAGUUGGAACGAGGAGAAGAGCCAUGGAUAGGAGAUGGACACAUUCCAAGUUCAGACUGUGAAGAACAAGUCUCGCAAGUAAAUGGUCACAUGAUGUGGCACCAGGAUAACCAAGAGAAGCCUAAAAAUAUAAAACUAGAUCAUGAAUGUGAUGCAUUUGGAAAACAUUUGAAUCUGAGCAUAAAUUUUGCUCCUUUAAGGAAAUCAAACAAUGAAGGUGAUGUAUAUGGAUUAAUUUUAAAACAUCAUUUAGAUUUACUUCUUCCAAAAGCUGAUUGUGGAAAAAUGGAACCAGAUGACUUAAAUGUAUUUGAUAAAUUGUUUCUCCAUACCAAGCCUGAGGAACCUGAUACUAGGUUAAACUACUAUGAUUGUGAAAAAUAUGACAAUGUUAGCUAUAAGAAAUCACAGAUUAUCAUAUAUCACAGAACUCAUUUAGGAGAGAAACUUUAUGAAUGCAGUGAAUGUAGGAAACAGUUCAGUAAAAAAUCAAGCCUCAUUAAGCUCCAGACCAGACAUAUAAGAGAGAUAGCCUAUGGCUGUGGUAAGUGUGGCAAAACCUUUCCCCAGAAGUCGCAGUUUAUUACACAUCACAGAAUUCAUACAGGAGAGAAACCUUAUCAUUGUAGCCAGUGUGGGAAAGGUUUCUCCCAAAAGUCACAACUCAGAUCCCAUCAGAGGACACAUACAGGAGAGAAACCAUAUGAGUGUGGUGAAUGUAGGAAAGCCUUCUCCCGGAAGUCACAUCUCAUAUCACAUUGGAGGACACACACAGGAGAAAAGCCGUAUGUAUGCAAUGAAUGUGGGAGGGCCUUUAGUGAAAAGUCAAAUCUCAUUAAUCAUCAGAGAAUUCAUACAGGAGAGAAACCGUUUGAAUGCAGAGAAUGUAGGAAAGCUUUUAGCAGGAAGUCACAACUUGUUACACAUCACAGAACACACACAGGAACAAAACCUUAUGGGUGUAGCGAUUGUAGAAAAGCCUUCUUUGAGAAAUCAGAGCUCAUAAGACAUCAGACAAUUCAUACUGGAGAGAAGCCCUAUGAAUGCAGUGAAUGUCAGAAAGCAUUCAGAGAGAGGUCAAGUCUCAUCAAUCAUCAGAGAACCCAUACAGGAGAGAAACCUCAUGGAUGCAUUCAGUGUGGAAAAGCCUUCUCCCAGAAGUCACACUUGAUAUCACAUCAAAUGACACACACAGGAGAGAAACCCUUUGUAUGCAAUAAAUGUGGGAGGGCCUUCAGCAGGAAAUCCCAGCUUGUUAGACACCAGAGAACACACACAGGAGAAAAACCGUAUGAAUGCAGUGAAUGUGGGAAAGCUUUCAGUGAAAAAUUAAGCCUCACUAAUCACCAGAGAAUUCAUACAGGAGAAAAACCUUACGUGUGCAGUGAAUGUGGGAAAGCCUUUUGUCAGAAGUCCCAUCUCAUCUCACAUCAAAGGACACAUACAGGAGAGAAACCCUAUGAAUGCACUGAAUGUGGGAAAGCCUUUGGAGAGAAGUCAAGUCUUGCAACUCAUCAGAGAACUCAUACAGGAGAAAAACCGUAUGAAUGCAGGGAUUGUGAAAAAGCCUUCGCCCAGAAAUCACAGCUCAAUACUCACCAGAGAAUUCACACGGGGGAGAAACCCUAUGAAUGCAGUCUCUGUAGGAAAGCUUUCUUUGAGAAGUCGGAGCUAAUUAGACAUCAGAGAACUCAUACAGGCGAAAAACCUUAUGAAUGUAGUGAAUGUAGAAAAACCUUCAGGGAGAAAUCCAGUCUCAUCAAUCAUCACAGAAUACAUACAGGAGAGAAACCAUUUGAAUGCAACGAAUGUGGCAAAGCCUUCUCUCGGAAGUCACACCUGAUACCACAUCAGAGGACACACACAGGAGAGAAACCCUAUGGAUGUACUGAAUGUAGGAAGGCAUUCUCUCAGAAGUCACAGCUUGUUAAUCAUCAGAGAAUUCAUACUGGAGAAAAGCCUUAUCAAUGCAAUGAAUGUGGGAAAGCUUUCUCCCAAAAGUCACAGCUCAUUAAUCAUCAGAGAACUCACACAGUAAAGAAAUCAUAGACAUGGAAUUAAUAUUCUUCUUUGACAGUUAAUAUUCACAUAUCACAUUAUAUGUUUGAGUGCUCUUUGGGGGUAGGAACUGUAAUUGAAGUUAUGUGGGGAAACUUUCAUCAGAUUAACAGUUUUAUGUAUCAUAAUUCAUGAGUGGAAUGGGCCUAUGAAAUGCAGAGUGUUUUAAAAACCUUUCAUAUUGUAGUCAGGCCUUGUACAGUAGAAAAUAUAGCAAGGAGGAAUACUGUGAAUAUCAGAAAGCCUUCUGGAGGCCUUCUCAUUAGCUGUUAGAAAUAUUCCCACGGUCAUAAAUCCUAGUCCAGUGAGUGAAGGAAACCCCCAUAAAUGUGGCACUUGAGGUAAUGAUUUCAUAAAGAAAUUAAUAGCUCAUUGUACAUAAUAAAAUGCCCUCAGGAAUGAAAUUUUAUGAAAAUAUUAAAUACGGGACAGCCUUUAGCAAGUAAUGCAACCAUAUUGUAUUUUGUAGAAUUUCUCUUGUGAAUAAACCUAACAAUUUAAAGACAUUUGAAACAUGUGCCCCUUGAAGUAAUGCUAUAAAGGGAAGCCAUAACUUUAUGGAUAUGGGUACCAAAAAUACACAAUUCUAAAUGUUUGACAGAUUUUCACUUAGAAGUGUGAAGUUUUAAAUAUAUGUGAA